AUGCAAUUAUCUAUAAAUAUUGAAUUACUUGAUGGUUGGACCAAACAUCAUUUCUAUAGAACCAGCUACUAAACCAUGAAGAAUUAAGAUUAAAUCCUCCUUAAGAAUUCAGCCAUUCCUGGUUACUCUGGACAUAUUCCAUAUACCAAAUCAGAAAAUAUUUUUGGCAGGCCUUUUUCAGCAAUCACAAGAGAGGCUUUCAGUCAUGUUCCUAUCACUAAUGAAAAGUGGAAUACUUCCACUAAGGUUUAAUUUAAGAAUCCGAAAACUUUGGUUUCACCCACCCAUCGCCAAACCGAAAAAGUAUUAAAAAACAAGAAGUUUCAAAAUUCUGGUUUCCUAUAAAAUAACAGUACUGGCGAUCAAAAAGGGUGGAAAACUCACAAGAGUAUUAGAGGGAAUAACAAAGUUACAGAAUAUAGAUAUGCUUAUGAUUCUAAAUAUGAAAGAAAAUUAUGA
This is a messenger RNA of Paramecium octaurelia, 459 nucleotides long. The record is from the annotation of a GenBank genome assembly. NCBI's taxonomy places the organism in Eukaryota, Ciliophora, Oligohymenophorea, Peniculida, Parameciidae.